AUUACACUCCAAACAUCUUUAAUUUUAAUCGGGAGUCGACACCGAAGCGCCUGGGCAAUUGGGAGGUGCCCCGGUUCGCACCGAACCGGGCGCGCCCCGUGGAAAUGAGGCCCGACCCGAAACCGAUCUGCGACGAGAACGGACACUUUCUACCAGGAGCCCCCAGGGGCACAUCGAAAUGCUUCGGCCACUUUACGGGAACGUGGGAGCUGCCUAGGAAGAUCACAAGGAAAGUUGCUGAAGAAUUAGCAAAAGAGCCACCAGGAGGGAGGUUUCCUGAUUGGGUGAACUUGCGUGUGCAAAGGCCGAAGGCGGCGGCGGCGGCGCGCAUGCGUGGAAAACGCGGGAAAGGAGAAGUGAAGGCGAAGGAACCUUCCCAGCAGGACCUACAGUCUUUCAUUCCGCACCUUUGCCCAAUUCACCAACAAAAACACCGAAAAAAGGGAAGUAAUUGAAGCCAAGACAUUUUUUAAACAAUGCACUGCAUCUUAGAUAGGCACGCAUUAAUAAUAUUAGAUCUUACUAAAGGUUAUUUAUUUUCGAAAAGUUUACCGAAUUCGUAACGAAUUGUACCCUUUUGUUAAAUUUUUU
Molecule: messenger RNA, 591 nt
Organism: Amyelois transitella
Lineage: Eukaryota; Metazoa; Arthropoda; Insecta; Lepidoptera; Pyralidae
Exons: 4
Coding region: 105-455 (116 amino acids)
Biological process (GO): cilium organization
Cellular component (GO): ciliary basal body
Source: RefSeq, a predicted model, not a curated record